Molecule: messenger RNA, 665 nt
Organism: Elaeis guineensis (African oil palm)
Lineage: Eukaryota; Viridiplantae; Streptophyta; Magnoliopsida; Arecales; Arecaceae
Source: RefSeq, a predicted model, not a curated record
GAACGCAGACGUGCCAGAUAAGCAGUAGGAAGGGUAGCGACCGUGUCCAUUUUAACUCUCCCGAGUCACCUCCACCUAUCCGAGUCUAUUUUUCUCUCGAUCGUUGGGGAAUCUCGAAGUAGGGUUAGGGUUCCGGGGAGCUCGGAGCGGGCGGCCAUGGCGAUGAGGGCGUUCUACAACGAGAUAAAGGGGAUGAAGGUGAGGGAUCUUCCGGGGCACCUGAAGCCGAAACUCACGUGGGAGCACAUCAAGAAGACGACCGACAAGGCGGUGGACCGCUACAUCGAGAAGUACAUCGAGACCAGCUCCGUGGAGCCCCUCUUCCACGUUUGCAUCGGCGGCAUGAUCUUUUCCUACCUCGUCGCACUCCCCGAGGAGCGCCGCCACCUCGAACACCAGCAGAAGCACGCCGGCGGCGGCCAUUGAUUCCGAUCCUCCCGGGGUUGGAGAGCUUGUCUGUGGUUGGUUCGAGAUCAAUACUUGGUGCUUUUUCCUUCCCAAGAAAGUCAUGCAAACUAUGUAUUAUUUUUUUCCCAGUGCUUUUUUUGCUCAGGCUGCAUAAAUAAAUUGAGUUUACCAUGGAUUGUGACUCUGUCUAAUUGAUCACUCCAUAAAAUGUCUAAUGCAAACAGUUUAGCCAUUUGCAUGGCAGCUCAUUGCACCAC